Messenger RNA from Oppia nitens, 430 nucleotides. RefSeq lists its product as uncharacterized. Lineage: Eukaryota; Metazoa; Arthropoda; Arachnida; Sarcoptiformes; Oppiidae. The coding region runs from base 17 to 415 and encodes 132 amino acids. The record is from RefSeq and is a predicted model, not a curated record. The transcript is spliced from 2 exons.
AAUUGCCACACACGACAUGAUUAUCACUAUCGGUAUCACUGUUUUGUUUGUUUACGCCGUAAUUGUGACUAUACUUAUGGUCUAUUAUAUGCUACGCGCGCGUGUGUCAGCCAAUGUUACGGCUCCGGUAGCGGCUGUUGCCGAUGCACCGGCCGAUGAGGCACCGGCCGACGGUGGCGGUCCCGGGCAAUUCAAUGGUAACUGGUUUGUCCCUAUGUUACCAUUGUUUAACCUGGACGAUGUCCAGCCUGGUGGGAACAACUGGUCGCCACUGGAAUCGGCUAUGGAGCGGCUUAUGUGGGACGCUAUGCCCAACCAAUCGGUGGCGCAGAGAUCCCAGGCUAUAGCCUUCCAGCUACUCCUAACUGGACACGAACGGACCGCCACUGCCGUCCGUAAUCACCAUUACCAGUGAUAUUAUAUAUGUUUU